AUGAUUGAUCAAUCAUCUUCGCUGUCCUCAGAAAUCAUCGGCGAGAAGGGUACAGAGCUACUGCGCCUAGCUAUUGAGAGACGAGCUAGCGAAGUGAGAUUCACACGAGAAGCAGAACUGAUGUAUAUAUUUGAAAAUCUAUGUUUGGCUGCAGAAGAGGAGGACGAGCAAGUGGUCCACAAACUGUCAUCAAAAGACCUCAAGCCAGAGCAGAUUAAAGUGCUGCAACACGCUGCCGGUUUCAACACCUCUGACGCCGACCCACUUAACCUGGUGGCCGCCAUCGAGUUGCUUCUUAAGCACUUCCGUGAGCCCGCUGAGACGCAAAACCCAAUUCGACAACAAAUCACGUCUCUUUUCAUGACGAACAAAUGCCGACCGGCUAUCCCGAAAACAGAGCAGGACGCCCUGAGAACGCUGAAUGUCGACAAGACAAUCGUCAUACUACCGGAAGACAAAGGGCGUUCUACGGUUGUACUACACAAAGCCAAAUACCUAAAAAGGCCAGCGCAUUGUAUGAGGACCAUUGUGAAGGGGACCCGAUGA
Molecule: messenger RNA, 546 nt
Organism: Dibothriocephalus latus
Lineage: Eukaryota; Metazoa; Platyhelminthes; Cestoda; Diphyllobothriidea; Diphyllobothriidae
Source: the annotation of a GenBank genome assembly